GGAGGACUAGAGUGAGGAAGCACUCGACGACACUCGGCAUCAUCAUGGCACCUAUCGGAUUAAAGGCGGUGGUCGGAGAGAAUUCUCUUUGGGGUUCAGGUCAGGAGAGUUGGCAGGCCAAUUGAGCACAGUAAUGCCAUGCUUUUCAGCAGAUGGAAGCAUGAGGUGCUCCAAAAUCUCCUGACAGCUAGCUGCAUGGACCCUGCCCUUGAUAAAACACAGUAGACCAACACCAGCAGCUGACAUGGAACCCCAGACCAUAUAACACCACUUACCACUUACCACUGACUGUGGGUACUUCACACUGGACUCCAGAAAUUAUGAAUGAUGUCAUCAAGAAGGUGAAAAAGAAGGGAGAAUGGAAGGCGCUGAUUGUGGACCAACUCAGCAUGAGGAUGUUGUCCUCUUGCUGCAAGAUGACAGACAUCAUGACGGAAGGCAUAACCAUUGUGGAGGACAUCAACAAGCGGCGAGAGCCUCUUCCCAGCCUAGAGGCCAUUUUUCUGAUCACACCUACAGAAAAGUCGGUCCAUACCCUCAUUGGAGACUUCAAAGACCCUCAUUCAGCGAAAUACAAAGCAGCCCAUGUUUUCUUCACCGACUCCUGCCCCGAUCCUUUGUUCAAUGAGCUGGUGAAGAGCCGUGCUUCCAAAACCAUCAAGACACUGACAGAGAUCAACAUCGCCUUCUUGCCAUAUGAGUCUCAGGUGUACUCUCUGGACAAUGCUGAUGCCUUCCACAGUUUCUACAGCCCCCAUAAGACCCAAUUGAAGAACCCUGUAAUGGAGAGGCUGGCUGAGCAACUGGCCACACUGUGUGCCACGCUUAAGGAGUACCCUGCCGUCAGAUACCGAGGGGACUACAAAGACAAUGCGACCCUGGCUCAGCUGGUUCAAGAUAAACUGGAUGCCUACAAGGCUGAUGACCCUACCAUGGGAGAGGGUCCAGAUAAGGCUCGUUCACAGUUGAUCAUCUUGGACAGGGCCUUUGACCCUGUCUCACCUGUGCUGCAUGAGCUCACCUUCCAGGCUAUGGGCUAUGACUUGCUGCCCAUUGAAAACGACGUUUACAAGUAUGACACUAGUGGCAUGGGAGACUCUCGUGAGAAAGAGGUUCUUCUGCAUGAAGACGAUGACCUGUGGGUCAGCCUGAGACACAAACACAUUGCAGAGGUGUCCCAGGAAGUGACACGUCAGCUGAAGGAGUUUUCUUCCAGCAAGAGAAUGAACACUGGAGAAAAGACCACAAUGAGGGAUCUGUCCCAGAUGUUGAAGAAAAUGCCUCAGUAUCAGAAGGAGCUAAGCAAGUACUCCACUCACCUGCAGCUUGCUGAAGACUGCAUGAAGCAUUACCAGGGGACAGUAGACAAGCUGUGCCGUGUGGAACAGGACCUUGCGAUGGGCACAGAUGCUGAGGGGGAAAAAAUUAAAGAUCCCAUGAGGGCUAUCGUACCCAUUCUGCUGGAUGCCAAUGUCAGCACAUACGACAAAAUCCGCAUCAUCCUGCUCUACAUCUUCCUCAAGAAUGGCAUAACGGAGGAGAACCUGAACAAGCUCAUCCAGCAUGCUCAGAUCCCCCCUGAAGACAGUGAGAUAAUCACCAACAUGGCUCAUCUGGGAGUCCCCAUUGUCACAGACUCAACCCUCCGCAGAGGCAAGAAAUUGGACAGAAAGGAGAGAGUGAGCGAGCAGACCUACCAACUGUCCCGCUGGACACCACUGGUUAAAGACAUCAUGGAGGAUGCCAUUGAUGAUAAGCUAGACACCAAGCACUACCCCUACAUCUCUACUCGCUCUUCUGCCUCUUUCAGUACCACUGCUGUCAGUGCUCGGUAUGGACACUGGCACAAGAACAAGACACCCGGAGAAUACCGCACCGGCCCUCGUGUCAUGGUCUUCAUCAUUGGGGGAGUGUCCUUCAGCGAGAUGCGCUGCGCCUAUGAGGUCACACAGGCCAAUGGGAAGUGGGAAGCCAUCAUUGGUUCCACCCACAUGCUCACCCCCACCAAAUUCUUAUCGGACCUGCAGCACCCCGACUUCCGAGAGUCCACUAGGGUGUCCUUUGAGGACGCAGACGCCUCAGACGAGUGAGGCAGAGACAGAUUGGGAGGGAGGGAGAGAGAAUUCACACAGAAAAAAGAUCGACCAACAUCUUUACCCCCACCAGCCUGCUUGAGCAGCUCAAGUCCAUGAACAAACCAGAUGAAGAAGUGACAAGUUAAAAAUCCCCUUAAUGCAAUCUCUCUCCUCCUCACUUCCCCUUUAUGUCAACCAUUCCUUUGUGUAUGCAUCUUGCUCGAGAGUAAUAAAAAAAGACAUCUCAGAUGAAGAAACUAUAUGUUAAAAGAAUAAAACAACUGUAAAAAGCAACUGUUUUGCAACAGAUCCAAUCGUUCGCUGCAAUUGAAAUGUCCAAUCCACUUUAACUGGAAGGCUGGCAGUGAAUGAUCACGUUUCAGGGCCGUUGACGGCGCAAGACGUCCGAUCCAUUUAACCUGGGAUGGUCAAAAUGGAUGGAACGACAGUAGCCAUCAACGGCAAUCCAAUUAGUUCAAAUGGAAUACAGGUAGUGCCCGGGUUACGAACGAGUUCUGUUCCCACGCUGCCGACUUAACCCCAAUAUCGCGUAAAUCGAAAUUAACCCUUUAGGUACUCCUAAAUAAACCCCAAAUCUCAAAAUAACUAUCCAAACAUGUAUUAUACGUCAUUGUCCUCGCCAAGACGUUAGAGCUCAGUCCUAGCUAGACAGCGAGCUAAGCUACGAAAUGACGAUGUCAGACGUCCGUGUGGUUUGCUGACUUAAUUCAGCUGCUCAUGAUAUCGACACUUGCAGAUUGAAACUAAAAUAAAAAUUAUAUCAAAUCAGUUUCAUCUUCAAUCACAACAAAUCAAGUUUGCGUUUUAGAACUAGCUGCCGAUACAGCAAUAACAAUCCACACAAACGAUUAGCAUGUAUCAGUUAGCGCCCGCACAUUAUCAACAAAUAUCACAUGAACUUGCCCAAGUAUUUGAACACAAUUGAAAAUGCACACUAAACAGUACAAAAGGUCUUAUUUACAGGUGUUGCCUCUGUGGAUGCAUCACAAGCAAUAAAUGUAAGCGCAGGCUUGCAGUUGUAAUCUAUCCUCACUCUCUCUCUCUCGGCUGCGCGGCUUCUUCGUGUGCGCAAAUACGUUCUCCGUGUUGAAGGAAUCUGACUUUUCAGGAAGAUUGCCAGAAUCAUGCCAGCUGAAUCGCCAGAACCGCGCUAGUGUAAUUCCAACGACCCGGGCCGGCGGAAUCCCGACGACCCGGGCUGGCGGAAGUCCAACAACCCGGCCAAAAGGCAAAACUCCACGCAUUCACCUUAGUUUUAAACCCCUAUUUUGAAAGCUGGAAAAAGGCUUGAAAAAACAAGUUGAAAAUUUAUUCAGGUCGACAGCAAUCAAACUGCAAGGCAAAACAGCAAAGAGACCCAGGCAAGGAGGCAAACUGGAUCCAGGGUCACAAUAUCACAAGUCAACAAAAGAUUCCCGAGAAAAUGCUUCCUGCACCAAAAUAAAAGCAUGCAUCACAAAACAAAAGUCAACAUUACUUAAAAAACACAAACGACUGGAGACAAAAUGGCGUACAAAACUCCGGUGCCGUAAAGUCAACAUCACGUAAGUCGUGUGCGUUGUAACCCGGGGACUACCUGUAUACCAAAAUGUAAGUGUAUUGUAUGCUACAAAACCUGCUAGAGUACAUCAAAGGUAGAUCUAUCCUUAUCGGUUGCCCCGGGUCACCUGCUUUGUCAGUGUCGUGAAAGCGGGUGGAGGAGGGAUGUUCCGUUUGAGAGGUUGUAAAAUAUAGCAUAUCAACCAACAUGCAAUAUAUAUAUAAAUAUAUAUAUAUAUAUAAAUAUAUCGAACCGAAGAGGAGUCGCCCCUGUUGCCCAUUUCAGAUGUUUGUAUCAAGUAGCAUGCUUGGAUUUGUCCGGACUGUUAACUGUGUUUGUAUCCCGUGUGGACGUUUUUGGGAGCUAGCUUUUUUCCUUCUAAGAUGUUGUGUUUGGGAUACUCUACUGAAAGACCCUUUCCACUUUCAGAA
Messenger RNA from Corythoichthys intestinalis (scribbled pipefish), 4067 nucleotides. It is a transcript of the gene stxbp1a, whose product is annotated as syntaxin binding protein 1a. Gene Ontology annotation, biological process: neurotransmitter secretion; vesicle-mediated transport; intracellular protein transport. Bases 321 to 2090 code for a protein of 589 amino acids. Lineage: Eukaryota; Metazoa; Chordata; Actinopteri; Syngnathiformes; Syngnathidae. The record is from RefSeq and is a predicted model, not a curated record. The transcript has 22 exons. Gene Ontology annotation, cellular component: plasma membrane; secretory granule. Gene Ontology annotation, molecular function: syntaxin-1 binding.